This is a messenger RNA of Rasamsonia emersonii CBS 393.64, 360 nucleotides long. RefSeq lists its product as uncharacterized. Lineage: Eukaryota; Fungi; Ascomycota; Eurotiomycetes; Eurotiales; Trichocomaceae. The record is from RefSeq and is a predicted model, not a curated record. The coding region runs from base 1 to 360 and encodes 119 amino acids. The transcript is spliced from 2 exons.
AUGAAUACAUGUAUCUUGACUCUAUGUGAUCGUCGCAACGAGGGAUACGUUCGCGAUCAAGUCGUCUUUGGCGACAAAUCAGAAAAGAAGACGAUGUAUGCCUAUGCCCCCUGGGAGUGGUUUCUCUGCAUGAUCAACGGCACAAAAGAGCGACUGGAAAUCAAUGUCGUGGAAACUAAGUACGUCCCUGGCGGGGGUCGUCAAUGGCGGGACCAUGACAACGGAAUCCAAGAUGUAGUCGACAAGAAGCAGAAAGUGGUGUAUUCGAUGUUUAGGCAGCCCCACGAAAUCCCCCUUCCUGAAGCCAAUCUGAUUCGAUCUUGUUCCCUAUUUCAACAUCAGCGGUAUUACUUGAUGUGA